Oryctolagus cuniculus (rabbit) is the source of this 1817-nucleotide messenger RNA. Lineage: Eukaryota; Metazoa; Chordata; Mammalia; Lagomorpha; Leporidae. The record is from RefSeq and is a predicted model, not a curated record.
UGGGUCCCUUGAGCUCCAAGUUUUACACAGGAAGCAAGCUUGGGAUGUGUUCCCACUUUAGUGAGUGGAAAUCAGAUCUCUGCACAAGGAACGAGACCAGAGCAGAGAAGAGGUGAUAGAAGGCACAGUAAUGAUGGUAAGGCCAACCCCAGGUGGGAAGACGAACUAUGUGCCCAGCAUUGUGCUAACCGCUCACCUCUCCCACUUCAUCUGCACAAUAAUCCCGUGAUGUGGACGCAUUAUCUCCAUUAUGUAAAUGAGGAAAAGGGGCCUACAAAUGGUCAGUGCAGAACCAGCACGUGACUUCCAGCUCCAUGGCAGGAGACCACGCCCCCUUAACGCCUGUUAUGGACACAGAGAGGUGCCCUCUCUCUUCGAUGGAGUGCCUGGGGUGGGUAUCCACCUUAUCCACCUGGUGAAUUUUGCUUGUGUUUGUUUCUCAUCAUACAACCAUAGGAUUUGGCUCCCUGCACCAUCCAAAUUCAAAAAACAGAGACCACGACAUACCAACACGACAGCUGUAUUUUUCAUUAGUAAAUCAAUAAACCAGCUGUCUGGGUGCACACACAUAUCUAUUAAGGCAAGCCCACCCCCGACCUGAAGUCCACCAUGUGCCAAAUUCAUUAAGAUUCUGGGCGUGCAAGGAGAGCCCCCAGCCAUGGCCCAGGUGCCAAGAAAGUCCCUGUUGGCCUCUUCUUGGCAGACUUGGCCAGCCUCCCCCAGCGACAGCCUGGCCGUGGAUUUAAGCCGCCUGGUCGGACUGUGAGGGUCGUCUGCACAAAGAAGGAGGCAACAGUGCCAGGUUCCAGUGCGUGCUCCAAGUUCCACAUUCUGUUGCAGACUCCCGGCGCCAGAGCCAAGGCGGGCUGGAGGCUGGGGGCCGCUGAGGAAGUAGAAUCUGGAGACACUGCUGAAACUCUGCCCUAACUGGAAGGGAGCAGAGGCGCACCAGCUCUCGCUCCACCUCCUCUGCAGGACGGCCAUGGCCCUGAGUGACACUGAUGUGCAGAAGCAGAUUAAGCACAUGAUGGCUUUCAUCGAGCAGGAAGCCAACGAGAAGUCAGAGGAAAUAGACGCCAAGGCCGAGGAAGAGUUCAACAUCGAGAAAGGACGCCUCGUGCAGACCCAGAGGCUGAAGAUCAUGGAGUACUACGAGAAGAAGGAGAGGCAGAUAGAGCAGCAGAAGAAAAUCCAGGUGUCCACCCUGAGGAAUCAGGCCAGGCUGAGGGUCCUGAGAGCCCGGGAUGACCUCAUCUCAGAAUUGCUCAGUGAUGCGAAGCUGAGACUUGGCAGGCUUGUGGAGGACCCGCAGGUCUACCAGGGGCUUCUGGAUAAGCUCACGCUGCAAGCCCUGCUCCGCCUGCUGGAGCCCGUGGUGAUCGUGCGCUGCAGGCCCCAGGACGUGCUGCUGGUGCAGGCUGCAGUGCAGAAAGCCGUCUCCCAGUACGUGAUGGUCUGCCAAAAACCUGUGGAGGUUCACCUGGAUCAAGAGGCCCACCUGGCCGCGAGCGCAGCUGGAGGCGUGGAGGUUUACAGCAGCGACCAGAGAAUAAAGGUGUCCAAUACCCUGGAGAGUCGGCUGGAUCUGUCAGCCCAGGAACAGAUGCCAGAAAUACGCACGGCCUUGUUCGGAGCCAACGCCAACAGGAAGUUCUUUAUCUAAGGUGAAGGUCAAGUGUCAUCCUCUUUGACACUCUGAUGUUGUCCUGUCUUCCGUUAGGAGAUGCUCUUGGAACAUUAUCUAGUGUGAACUUUGGAAUAAAGCUCAAAUGCACGCUCAGGAAUCGGAUGCCGGUUUACCCGUCCGUGCCGCGGCU